Molecule: messenger RNA, 677 nt
Organism: Strigops habroptila (Kakapo)
Lineage: Eukaryota; Metazoa; Chordata; Aves; Psittaciformes; Psittacidae
Gene: TMEM216
Product: transmembrane protein 216
Exons: 5
Coding region: 31-456 (141 amino acids)
Biological process (GO): non-motile cilium assembly
Cellular component (GO): ciliary transition zone
Source: RefSeq, a predicted model, not a curated record
GGGCGGCCGCGGUUCCCAUGGAGAUGGAAGAUGGCGCCCAGGAGCCGCCAGCGCUCCUCGGCCCCGCUGCAGGUCCUGCUGUUCCUCAACGGGUGGUACAGCGCUACCUACUUCCUGCUGGAGGCCUUCAUCUUCGUGUACAAGGUGCUGCUGCUGCCCUAUCCCUUCACCAACCUGGUGCUGGACGUGGUGCUGCUCUUCCUCUACCUCGGCACUGAGGCUACUCGCAUCUUCUUCGGGUCCAAGGGCAACCUGUGCCAGCGGAAGGUCCCGCUCUGCAUCAGCCUGGCCCUGACCGUGCCGGCAGCCGUGAUGGCAGCCUAUUACCUGCUGCUGCAGACCUAUGCCCUGCGCCUGGAAGCCAUCCUCAACGCCAUCCUCCUCCUCUUCUACGCCCUGGAGCUGCUGCUGGGUGUCCUGGCGCUCCUCUCCUUCUCCAGCGUGGAUUCAUACUGAGACCCCAGGCCACGCCGAAGGACCAGGUACAGGAGGCAGCGGGUGCCCCAGCACCCAUGGUUGGGUGUCUCCCCAGCACCCAGGAGGGACCUACCAGGCAGCCCCCACCCUGCUGCCCCCCCCCCCGGGACGUGCACGGCAGCUCCAGGUACAGAGAAUUCCUAUUUUUUUUGCUACCUUCUCACAAGAAUUCACUAUUUUCCAAUAAAUAUUUAUUUUUA